AUGUGUUCCUUCUUGGCGGCAAAUCAGCUCAUUGCCAACCUGACGUUUGUCAACUUCUUCUUGCGCCCUCGCGGGCCAGAUGCGACGAACCAUGUGAGGCUCCAGGGGUUCGACUUCGUGCACAACUUGUUACACAUGACAGGAGAAAGAAAAACACAGCCCUUCUUCUCUGCAGACGGCCGCAUUGUGGUGCUCUUCAACGGGGAGAUCUACAACUGGCGCCAGCUGAGCCAGGCGGCCGUGGAGCAAGGCGAACAACCGUUUGUUUCUGAUGGUGAAGCCAUCCUUCCGGCUUAUGCCUUGCUCGGAGCCUCCUUUCCCCUUGUUUUGGAAGGCGAGUUUGCCAUCGCCAUCUUCGACUUUACGAAGGACCAGGCGAUUUUCGCCAGCGAUGCCUUCGGCACGAAACCCCUCUGGUACGCCUUGGUCCGACACAGGCAGAGGAUCGCAGUUGCCUCCUACAAGAGCGGACUGCGCCGACUUGGCUUCAACAAGCGUAACAUUCACAUGGUCGGUCCGAAUAGGGUUCUGACUGUGUGCCUGACGACUUUCCGUAUCCUCAGAGAAACUUCAGUCUUCGAGUUUGAUCUGCGACAGUUCAAGACCUCAACGAGCGACUUUUUCUCGGCCUUUAACCGGGCUGUGAAGAUUCGUACCGAGGACUUGAUAUCGACAGGUCGCCCUUUGUUUAUAGGCCUUUCGUCGGGCUUUGAUUCUGGAGCUAUUCAUGCAUCGCUACACCACCAGUCUGUGAAGCACCACGCAUUUGCAUUGCUUGGUGAGGAGGUCCCCGCAGUGCUUCAUGAUCGUGCCAUGUUUGCUCAGACUACAUCCGAGGUGUCCAUCGUCAUGAUGAACGAGCAGGAUUUUGAGCUCGAGCACGACUGGCUGUCGCAAAGAGCCGAGCCCUUCUGGUACUUGGGGGCCAAUGCCACCGGCCAGACCAAUGUCUUGAAUGACUUUGCAUCCACAGGGCUCAGCUACAUAGUGAGACUGAGUCGGGACAGAGGAGCGCUCUGCUACCUGUCCGGAUCCGGAGCUGACGAAAUCUUAAGCGAUUAUGGUUUUGCUGGAGACAAGUGGUGUCCGCAGUCUUCGUUUGGUGGACUGUUUCCGGACAACUUGACGACAAUCUUCCCCUGGGCAGGGUUCUUCUUGUCUACACAGCGGGACUAUCUCCACAAAGAAGAACAUGUCGCCGCGGUCUCAAGGCUGGAGCUCACGGAGUGGAAGCGAGGUAUCCAUUCCUGGACCCUAAAGUGGUGCAGGAGUUUCUCUGGCUGGCACCCGAAGUAA
Symbiodinium sp. CCMP2592 is the source of this 1296-nucleotide messenger RNA. The record is from the annotation of a GenBank genome assembly. NCBI's taxonomy places the organism in Eukaryota, Dinophyceae, Suessiales, Symbiodiniaceae.